This is a messenger RNA of Mytilinidion resinicola, 1703 nucleotides long. RefSeq lists its product as uncharacterized. The transcript has a single exon. Bases 195 to 1391 code for a protein of 398 amino acids. The record is from RefSeq and is a predicted model, not a curated record. NCBI's taxonomy places the organism in Eukaryota, Fungi, Ascomycota, Dothideomycetes, Mytilinidiales, Mytilinidiaceae.
ACGUGGGUGCUUAUAUUCUACGCGUCUAUAGCAUCGCCCAUCAUGUGGCUUGCUCAGCCUCACCUCUGAGUCAAACCACAAAGCGUCCACUCAUCUACAAGAAGCCCAAAACAUCAAGCCAAUUCCUCUCUCAUGACAAAACUCUUCACUUCUCUACUUCUACACGCGCUGCUUUCUGCGUUACGUUGAACAACAUGGGCGGCCUCGCCUUCGCAACACCUGGGCCCAACGGCUCACCGCCGCUCGCCGUUCCCCGCAUGUCGCCAGCCGUCUACCAAACCCUCAAAUCCAAAAUAAGCCCAAUACUCUCCCAAUUCUUCUCCAAAGUCGCCACGCCUCCAGAAGCACCCGGGAAAACGUCCCACGGCGACAUCGACUUCCUCGUCGAAGGACCAUUGAACUCAUCUUUCACUCCCAACGACAUCGCAGACGCGUUAAAUGCAACCCGCCAUGUCAAAAAUGGGGCUACCCGCAGCUACGCAGUCCCGCAUCCCGAAGUACCCGAUGCGUUCGUUCAGGUUGAUACGCACGUCUGCCCGGAUGGUCGGCUAGCUUGGGAGUGCUUCCACCAGGCGUACGCGGAUCUUUGGCAGAUCAUUGGAGUCGCGCAUCGUUCGCUUGGGCUGACGGCAACUGACAAGGGCUUGCAUGUCCGGAUUGAGGAGCUCGAGGCUAAGAAUCGGAAGGCGAGUAUGCAAUUUUUGAGCGAUGAUCCGGUACGGGUGUUGCAGUUCUAUGGACUGGAUGUGGAAAGGUACGACAAGGGCUUUGAAAUGAUGGACGAGCUCUAUGAGUGGGUAGUCUGGGGAAGGUUCUUCAGUCGAGAGGUGCUAGAAGCGAGGGAGGAGAAGGCGAAUGAUCGACGGAGGUUGAAAGAGAGAGACAUGUAUAGGAAGUUCAUCAGUGAGUGGAUGCCGGCACAUCCAGAUGCGGGCGUGAAAGAAAAGAGUUGGACAAGGCAGGAUGUCUUGGCUGAGGCCUUGAAAGAGUUCGGGAAGCAGCAGGAGUAUGACGGGAUUUUACACGAGCACCAGAUUCAAGAAGAUGAAGCGGCAUUGUGGCAAAGGAUUGCGGCUGCCAUUCCAAAGGACGGCAAUGGGCUCAAUCGGGCGCUGAAGGCUUUAAAAAUUUGGGUGCGCUUUGAGGAUGGCCAGCCGGUUGUGAGGACGGUUCCGAAGUUUGGUGUUCAAGGACGACCUCUUUGGGUUUUGGUAGUGCGGGACGAGGACAGUGUGCUUAAGUGGGUCGGAGAGCAUUGGGAAGAGGUUAGAGCGUUGGAGAAGAUGAGGCAGACAGACGAAAGGCAUGAACGGGAAGCUGAAAAGAGGCUGGUGGACGACCUAGAGGUCGAAGAGGUGGCAUCUGGCGAGGGAAAUUCGGAGGCACAAUGAGCGAGAGUGGGGGUCUUAUUUUAUGGGAGAGUUUGAUACCCGUUUCUUAGGAGGCGGGACUCGAGAAAUGCUGUACCUAAGUCAUGCUUUUAUCUCGACCUUCCAUCAACCAUAGCUCAUCUCAACAUUUCAAUGCGAGCUUCUAAAGGAACUUUUUAUUGCUCAAUGUCAGAAAUAGGGACUCAAGGGGUUUCUUGGUUAGGAACAUCUCCAUUUUGUGUAUAUUAACAUACAACUGUAGAAAAACUCUUCACGCUCUCACUAAAUACAGAUUGGAAUGAAAUUGGCCCGUUGCUAUUCAAUAGGCUCUUU